Molecule: messenger RNA, 525 nt
Organism: Saccharomyces paradoxus
Lineage: Eukaryota; Fungi; Ascomycota; Saccharomycetes; Saccharomycetales; Saccharomycetaceae
Gene: FHN1
Product: Fhn1p
Exons: 1
Coding region: 1-525 (174 amino acids)
Biological process (GO): protein localization to plasma membrane; eisosome assembly
Cellular component (GO): eisosome; plasma membrane
Source: RefSeq, a predicted model, not a curated record
AUGCUAUCAGCUGCAGACAAUUUAGUGCGCAUCAUAAAUGCUGUCUUUCUUAUCAUAUCGAUAGGUCUAAUCAGCGGCUUGAUAGGUACACAGACAAAGCACAGUUCUCGAGUGAACUUUUGUAUGUUUGCUGCGGCUUAUGGUCUGGUGACAGAUUCAUUUUACGGGUUUUUGGCGAAUUUCUGGACAUCAUUAACAUACCCAGCAAUUUUGCUUGCUUUGGAUUUUUUAAAUUUCUUAUUUACGUUUGUAGCAGCUACCGCACUGGCCGUCGGUAUAAGAUGCCAUUCGUGUAAAAACAAAACAUACCUGGAACAGAAUAAGAUCAUACAAGGUUCAAGCUCCAGAUGCCAUCAAUCUCAAGCUGCUGUAGCAUUUUUUUACUUUUCCUGUUUUCUGUUUCUCAUCAAAGUGAUAGUGACUGUGGCUGGUAUGAUGCAAAAUGGAGGAUUUGGCUUUAAUACCGGGUUUGGUAGAAGGAGGGCAAGAAGACAAAUGGGUAUACCUACAAUUUCUCAGGUUUAA